Molecule: messenger RNA, 995 nt
Organism: Phacochoerus africanus (Common warthog)
Lineage: Eukaryota; Metazoa; Chordata; Mammalia; Artiodactyla; Suidae
Product: olfactory receptor 6C74-like
Exons: 1
Coding region: 27-995 (322 amino acids)
Biological process (GO): G protein-coupled receptor signaling pathway
Cellular component (GO): membrane
Molecular function (GO): olfactory receptor activity; G protein-coupled receptor activity
Source: RefSeq, a predicted model, not a curated record
UUUCUGCUUCACAGAUCAAGCAGAGAAUGGUCACAGACAGAGAAAGAGAGGUAACUAUGGAGGUAAAAAAUGAGACAAGAAUCCAGGAAUUCAUUCUGGAGGGGUUUCCUGCUGUCCAGCACCUAGGGAGCCUCCUCUUCCUGGUGCACCUGCUGGCAUACCUGGCCUCGAUGACAGGCAACAUGGUGAUAAUCAUCAUCACCUGGGUAGACCGUCGCCUCCAAACACCAAUGUAUAUUUUACUCAGUACUUUCUCCUUCUGUGAAUGCUGUUUCAUCACCACAGUGAUUCCUAAACUGCUGUCCAUCUUUCUUUCAGGAAGGCAAACAAUUCCCUUUACUGCUUGCCUCGUACAAGCCUUUCUCUUUUUAUUUCUUGGAGCAGUAAUUUUCUUUCUCAUGGCUGUGAUGUCCUUGGAUCGUUACCUGGCCAUUUGCAAGCCUCUGCACUAUCCAUCCAUCAUGAACUUGAGGAUUAGUUUCCUUCUGGUUUUCUUCUGCUAUACUUUGUCCUUCAUCUUCUUCACUUGUCUGAUGCUCAAGGUUUCCCAGUUAUGGUUCUGUGGCCCUAAUGUCAUUUCCCAUUUCUUCUGUGACCUUGGCUCUUUAAUUCAUCUCUCCUGUUCUGACACCAGAUCUAUUGAAAUAUACUUCUUCUUCCUUACCUCAUUUGUCAUUCUGCUAUCCCUCUUCAUAACCAUCAUUGUGUACAGCAACAUAAUAGUCACAGUGAUGGGACUCCCUUCAGCUAAGGAGCGACAGAAAGCUUUCUCCACCUGCUCAUCUCAUCUCAUUGUCCUCUUCCUGAUGUACGGCAGCUGUGUCUUUAUAUACUUGAAACCAAAGCAAACGAACAGGCUGGACUCCAAUAGAGAGGCUGCUCUUGUGAACACGGUGGUGACCCCGCUGCUGAACCCUGUCAUCUACACUCUACGGAACAAGCAGGUUCACCAGGCUCUGAGGGACACGCUGCCUAGGAAGAGGUUGCAAAAGUAG